AUGGCGGGGUUGGUGGGAUCUGGUAGUAUAAAGAAGCUAGAGGAUAAGGUAAAAAGACAAGUGACCUUCGCGAAGAGAAAGAAGUUAAGUCUGAUGAAGAAGGCACGUGAACUCUCUGUUCUCUGUGAUGUUCCUAUUGGUCUCAUCAUCUUUUCCCAAUCAGACAAGCUCUACUUUUUCUCCUCCCAGUCCACCAGCAUGGAGAAGCUCAUCAUGAGAUAUCAAAUGCAAAAAGAAGGUCAUGCCACUUCAGUCGACAGUUUCCACCCUGACCACGGAUCAUAUUGUGAGGAGACGAAGGAAUCAAUGAUGAGAGAGAUAGAGAAUCUUAAAAUGAAUCUUCAAUUCUACGGAGGAGGACAUAACUUGAACCUCUUAACCUACGACGAUCUCCUUCGUUUUCAGCUCCAACUCGAAUGUUCUCUCCAAAAUGCUCGAGCUCGUAAGUUUGAGCUCAUGCAUCAGCUGCACCAAACACUACAAGAAAACAGGUGAAUUCAAACGGCUAUAUUCGUUGGUAUUUCGUCGGUAUUGCCCAAUUUCGACGAAAUUCCGACGAAAAAGGUCGUCGGAAUGCUUUCAUCGGAAAAAAAGUUCGUCGGAAAUUCGUGACAAGUUCCGACGAAAAUCCUAGAGAAACCGACGGCUACAUUUCCAAUGGACGACUGACAAUACCUUUCGUUGUGAUAUACUUCAUCGGAAAUUUGUCACACAUUUCCGAUCGGAGUGAUUAUCGGAAAAACAAUUCCGACGAAAUAUAUCUGUUGGACAUUUCCGACGAAACACGUUCGUCGCGAACCACAAUUUGGUCUGAAUUGUAUGACAAAUUUUCGACAAAAUAUGUGGUCGAAUUAUUCUGACGCACAUGUUUCCGUCGGUUCUUUUUAUUUAUUAUUAUUUUUUUAUAAAUUGUAUUUUAUAAAAUAUUUAUUUUGUAAAAUAAAAAUCUAAAGAACUGAAUUUAUAAUAAAUAUUAUAGAAAAAAAGUUUUAAA
Messenger RNA from Brassica napus (rape), 994 nucleotides. Its product is annotated as agamous-like MADS-box protein AGL63. The record is from RefSeq and is a predicted model, not a curated record. NCBI's taxonomy places the organism in Eukaryota, Viridiplantae, Streptophyta, Magnoliopsida, Brassicales, Brassicaceae. Gene Ontology annotation, cellular component: nucleus. Gene Ontology annotation, biological process: regulation of transcription by RNA polymerase II. Gene Ontology annotation, molecular function: RNA polymerase II cis-regulatory region sequence-specific DNA binding; DNA-binding transcription factor activity, RNA polymerase II-specific; protein dimerization activity.